AUGAGGUUAAUUCUGGUGAAACCCACCAAUGCAACGAGACGCCUCGACUCAACGGGCGAAGUCUUCCAAGAUGGAGACCAUGAGCACUUUGCGUCAACAGGUUCUGACAAGAAGCACGAUCCAUACUCUGAAGCGUCGGGCGACACCUCGUCAUCCCUGCAGGAGAAGAGUCAAUGCUGUGCUUCGUCGUCACUCUGUGACAAAUCGAACGGAAUCAGCCCUCCAAAAAGUUCAGCUCAGAAGUCGCCACUACAAACCCCAAGCUUUGCCCUGUCGCAGCUGAGCGACCAGGACUGGUUGCUGCUUUGUGACCAGGUUAGCAGCGCAGACGAUAAUCCUCCUUCAGCGGGAAGAACAGCGAACCGUGUGGGGCGUCCAAACCACAACAGCAGAUGUGUCUGCCCCUGUCCUGAUGCUCUUCAGCAUUCUGAAACUUAUGUUCUACCACAGUCAAAUCGGGGAUCAGUUCGAGAAAGCCACUUCAGAGCUAGAAAUAAGAGAAGCAUUUCAUCACCUCACACCCAAACUUUCUCUCAAAGCACCCGCAGUUCGACUAGUUGCUUCUCACAGCAAACAAACCACAAAGAUCUGCAGAAAAUCACAGCAAACCUUCCAAGGAAUAUUGUUGUUCCUCAACGCAUUGAUCAAGAAGCUCAGAGAGAACUGCCUUGUAGUCAUUUUAAACUCAAAGGCUGCAGCCAAGUAACGUGUCCAAAUUUGUUUAAUAUCCCUCUGCAAUCCACUGAGCGUGUCAAGACGGAUAAGAAAAUUAAAAAAGAGCCCCAGCACGCCGUCAGUGCAGACGUCACCUGGAAAGAGCUUCUUGUUAAGGAACCGCUGUUGGUUCAGCAACGCCAAAAGAGGGAGUCCCAUUGUUCAAAACCUGGUGACCCAUCAUGCAAGUCAUCUGAAGAUCUGUCUUUUGGACUCAAGUGCCGUCAUCUCCCUUACAGCCGUCCGACCAACACACAGAGAUCAUAUACGCCGACCAGUCAGAGAAGUUUAAAAUCUUUCUCCACUAGCCAGUGUAGCUUACUUGAGAACCAGGAUUCAGUGGAGGAGCAACAUAUUCAGACAAACGCCCAGCACUGCAGUGGAUCAAAAGUGUCUCCCUCAAAACUCUCUCCUCCACUUUCGGAAACCUUGGACUCGGGCAAUAUUUUCAACGGGGAUGCAGUGCGACCGCUCAGCAGCCAGGGUACUUUUAGUUCUAGUUUUACAGACUUUCAGUCAAGUCAGCAGCCGCUUCAGCUUCUCCAUAGUGCCAUCCUCGAGGACGCCUUCUCCAAAGUCCUCAGAGAAGACUCCAGCAAGGCCAACAGUGAGAAUCUGAUCAGAGCAGAAUCCAGCAAACCGCACAAGAAGACGAAGGACAUAAGCUAUCGGCUGUGUCAGAGGAGGGAUCUGUUUGGGAAGCGCAAACAGCUGAGCGACUACGCGUUGGUCUGCGGGAUGUUUGGCAUUAUUGCCAUGGUCAUCGAGACUGAGCUGUCAAGGACCUUUUACAGCAAGGAGUCUGUUUAUUCAUAUGUAAUAAAGGGUCUGAUCAGUAUAUCUACCGUCAUUCUCCUUGGACUCAUUUUGAUGUACCACGCAAGGGAAAUCCAGCUCUUCAUGGUGGACAAUGGUGCAGAUGACUGGAGGAUAGCCAUGACCUUUCAGAGAAUCCUUUUUAUCGCAUUAGAGCUUCUCGUCUGUGCCAUCCAUCCUAUCCCAGGCCAGUACAUGUUCACCUGGACUGCUCAACUGGCCUUCAGCUGCACAGCCUCCAUGGCCGAUGCGGACAUGGACAUCAUCUUUUCCGUGCCCAUGUUCCUGCGCCUGUACCUGAUUGGCCGGGUCAUGCUGCUCCACAGCAAGCUGUUCACCGAUGCCUCCUCUCGCAGCAUCGGGGCCCUCAACAAGAUCAGCUUCGACACUCGUUUUGUCAUGAAGACUCUGAUGACCAUCUGCCCUGGCACUGUCCUGCUCGUGUUCAGCGUGUCCUGUUGGAUCAUUGCAGCGUGGACUGUCCGCAUAUGUGAGAGGCAUCACGAUGCACAGGAAGUGACCAGCACCUUCCUUGGAGCUAUGUGGCUGAUCUCCAUCACCUUCCUGUCCAUUGGCUAUGGAGACAUGGUCCCUCACACCUACUGUGGAAAAGGGGUUUGCCUGCUAACAGGAAUUAUGGGAGCAGGCUGUACUGCCUUGGUAGUCGCCGUUGUUGCAAGAAAAUCAGAACUGACCAGAGCCGAAAAACACGUUCAUAACUUUAUGAUGGACACUCAGCUUUACAAAAAGAUUAAAAACACUGCAGCAAAUGUUCUGAGAGAGACGUGGCUCAUUUACAAAAACACCAAGUUGGUGAAAAAGAUUGACCAUGCUCGCGUACGGCACCAUCAGCGUAAAUUCCUGCAAGCCAUCCACCAACUGCGAAGACUCAAGAUGGAGCAAAGGAAAUUAACUGACCAGGCAAAUACAGUGGCCGAUCUCGCAAAGACUCAGAACAUGAUGUAUGAUCUGGUGUCAGAACUUCAGCAUCGAACCGGGGAGAUGGACAGGAGGAUCGUGGCUCUUGAACAGAAACUGGACUCCAUCCUUCUCGGUGUGCAGUCACUUCCGGUUGUGCUUUCUCAAGCAGUAACAAAGCUACAAAGGGACUUCCUGGAUGACUUAGCCUGUCAUGUUCACUUCCUGUCUUCCUCACUGAGCUCUGAGUGCUUUUCAGGACCGCCCAAGCAACUUUGUCCAGGAUCCACCACACCAGAGACAACGUAUAGCUAA
Molecule: messenger RNA, 2763 nt
Organism: Nematolebias whitei (Rio pearlfish)
Lineage: Eukaryota; Metazoa; Chordata; Actinopteri; Cyprinodontiformes; Rivulidae
Product: small conductance calcium-activated potassium channel protein 2-like
Exons: 9
Coding region: 1-2763 (920 amino acids)
Biological process (GO): potassium ion transmembrane transport
Cellular component (GO): neuron projection; plasma membrane; neuronal cell body
Molecular function (GO): small conductance calcium-activated potassium channel activity; calmodulin binding
Source: RefSeq, a predicted model, not a curated record